ACGCGCAGCAGCAGCUGCCGACCAACUAACAUCUCGAGCUGUCAUACCGUACUAAUUUUUUUCUUCACUAAAUUUCUUCGAUAUUGUUAUUGCUUUAUUUUGUUGCGUGAAAAGUUAAGAUUAUCAGUAGGCUGCAACAAAUCGUCCGGUUAGGUUGACACGAAUGAUACGUGGAUUUCGGUCGAAGCAUCGUUCCUAACAAUCCUAACAAUCGCCUAGUAUCCCCAGGGCAGAAUCGGAAUGUUUGGUGCGACGAUUGUAACGUUGGGGAAAAAAAAUGUUCCUUUGACGCGGGCCAACUUUGUCGUUGAACAAUAGUCUUACUUUUAUUGUUUUUGUCAGUUUUCUGUUAUUAAAUCAAUUUGUGACACGAUUUCGAAGUGAUUUUUUUUUCGUAACGACCGUGUUAAACGCAUAUUCUCUAUGGAUGAAGCGAAAUACUAUAUGCGACCCCCGCACCAUGCAAAUGGCGAAGGACUCGCGAUGGAUGCCAAUGGAAACGGAAAACGUGUAGAACCGAGCUUACAAUUUCAUCAUCCAAGACAGGAUUCUGAUGAAGAACGAGAAUCCACUGACCUGGACUUUGUGUACGACGAUGCUGAUAAUCAUGUGAACGAGAUUGCAGAGUUGUAUAGCUAUACGGAGCAAUAUGAGCUCCAGUUAAAUGUCAAAGCUUUUGAGGAUCUGAUGGAGGGGUACAAACUUCGUGCUUCGUGGCAAAAUUUUUCAGUAUCUCAGCAAAAAGCAGUGAUAAAUAAAUUAUUGGAUCAGCUAGAAGUAUCAAAUAAACAUAUGAGAAUGAAGGCAGCUAGAUGUAUUCUCUAUAUAGCCCAAGGCUGCUGGGCUGAAGUACAAUCUGACAGAGAGCAACAGGAAUGGACUAAAACUAACGUCAUGCUUCUUUACGAAGCUGGGGUCUUUCCAGCUUUCGUCGAAUUGCUCAAUAUCGAGAUGGAAAACAAUACCGCUGCUACAUCCGCAAUGAGAAAAUUGGCCGUGAGUCUGGCGGAUUCUGUGGAUCUUCGAAUAAUUCUAUCCGUUCUAUAUAUUAUAACGGAAGUGAUGAGAGAAGAAAUGAUACAUCAUGAGACAAGUCCUUACAAGAAUAAUAUCGAAUCUUUUAAGGAGGAACUCGUGAAUCCUUACGGACAAGAUUUACUUAUUGUAAAACUGUUGAGCAUGGUGACUUGCUUCUGUAGCGGUUUUGCCCCACAUUUUCCUAUGAAGAAGGUACUCCUUCUCCUAUGGAAACUCAUACUAGUAUCACUCGGUGGUAUCAAUGAACUUCGACAAUUGAAGAAACUCUAUCGAGAAGAGGCAAAUUUAGAUACGGAACAGGAAGAUACGAUAGAGACCGCAAAAACGAUGAGGGCAAGCUCACCACCUUGGAGCGCUGGUGAUUUGUUGGACUCGCAGAAUCCAAAGAGAAACAUCAAAUCUUUCAGACGUCAAGGUCUCAUAAAGCAAAGCUCUCUCGAUGAGCCGGGCUUGGCAAUGGAGCUUGAAGGAGUUGAGAACAGUGAACAAGAAAGCAGUGCAAACGAGAGCGAGUAUUUCUCGAAACCAAUAGUCUUCCACAACGAUGUAAAUCCACAAUGCCGUAAUCGCGCGCGCCCAGCAAAGUUCAAACCGAGGCCAAGACCUCCACCACCUAACGUGGGAAAAAGUUUACCUUGGACCCCGAAAGUCAGACAAAAGGACGUCGAUACUUUUCUUGACGUUUCGAGAUUGAAAUUCGUUGGGUAUAAAUUGAACAAUGACAGCGAGAGUUUGGCUGGUUUGCCUCAGCCCAUACAUGAGGGUGUCAAUACGUUGAAACGCCACAUGUACACAUCACUGGCGGAAGUUCAAAUUCAAAAAGAGGAGGAGAUCGUUAGGAACCCAAUGAGCACACCCGAACCUCCGCUUCGACAGACCCCCACCGAAGUUUUGUAUCAAGCGAUUCUGUCGAAUCUUCCACAAUACAUGAUAGCGUUAUUGAAAAUUCUUCUCGCAGCUGCACCCACGAGUAAAGCUAAAACUGACAGUAUCAAUAUUUUGGCAGAUGUGCUGCCAGAAGAGAUGCCAAUGACUGUUCUGCAAUCGAUGAAACUUGGAAUCGACGUGAAUCGUCAUAAGGAAAUCAUAGUAAAAGCCGUAUCGGCUAUAUUGCUUCUCUUACUCAAACACUUUAAGCUAAAUCAUAUUUACCAAUUCGAAUUUAUGUCGCAACAUUUGGUAUUCGCGAAUUGCAUACCGCUGGUUCUCAAGUUUCUUAAUCAAAAUAUCCUGGCAUACAUUGAAGCUAAAAAUGUCAUUCCUCUGUUGGAUUUUCCAAUUUGCGUAAUCGGUGACCAGCCAGAACUAACGAUAGAGAGCCUCGAGAUCGGUGACAGUCAAAUUUAUUCAUGGCGAAAUGUAUUUUCGUGCAUCAAUCUACUGAGAAUUCUCAACAAACUGACUAAGUGGAAGCACAGCAGAAUAAUGAUGCUCGUAGUUUUCAAGUCAGCUCCGAUUUUGAAGCGUACCUUGAAAGUCAGACACGCCAUGAUGCAGUUGUACGUGCUCAAGCUUUUGAAAAUGCAGACAAAGUAUCUCGGGCGUCAAUGGAGGAAGACAAAUAUGAAAACGAUCAGCGUUAUUUAUGCAAAGGUUCGCCAUCGAUUGAACGACGAUUGGGCCUAUGGCAACGAUCUGGAGGCAAGACCUUGGGAUUUUCAAGCGGAAGAAUGUGCAUUGCGAGCGUGCGUCGAUCAAUUUAACAACCGACGUUACUUGAUGACAAACAGGGACGAGCAGCUGGAACCUGUUGAUACCUCGGUGACUUCGGUGCUCGGUGUCGAUGUCGAAUUGACCGAUGAAUUCAAGCAACAUUACGAACUUUGGUUGCAGCAAGAAGUGUUCCAAACGACAAUAGACUGGGACAAAUUGUUAGAAUCGGAAAACUGUGAGAUUUAACAGAAUGAUAUCGUCCGUUAGUGCCGCUGUCAUUGAUUCUCUCGUCAAACGGAGAUGGGCGUUAUUGAUUAUUGUUAAAAGUUUUCGUCUUUUCGCACUUGCAAUAAUUUGUUUGAUAACGAUUUUAAAGUAUUCCCAGAGCGCGUACGAUUGAGUUUGAAUAAUUAUAACACCGCAAACAGAAAUCAUAAUUUAAUGAGAAUUGCAAUUAUUUCCUUUUGUUUCAUAAUCACAUAGGCGCAUCUCCGUUCACAAGAGACACUCGAUUAAAUCAUGUUUCAUAUACAACCGCUCCUGUUUGUCGUUACUCAGCGGAGACGCAGUUUAACAAGGUGAACGGAGACGAAUCAUAAUCAUUUUAAAAUACCUCCAACUCGUGUUGAUUUUCUUCAAAAUAUUCUCAAGAUUUAAUGGAGUAAUGAAAGUGACGAAAAACUUUAGCAACAAAAAGCGCGUGACUCGACAUUCGUGAAUUUAUACGAAAACCGCGCCGGGAAUCGUGAGACUUGUCUCAGUUCAGAUUUUGGGUGUCGAAUCGCUGCUAAUCGAUACAAUUUAUGGAUUCGUUCCAACUUUGAAAUUUGCUUUUUCUUUUUAAAUCGAGAUUCGGGGAAAUCGUUUAUCAAAGGAAUCCACAAUAUACAUGCUAUUCGUAACAAUCGUGUAAUUUGAUGAUGAGUCGUGGGUUACUCAACGAUGUUCACCGAUGCAUAAACUCAGCCAUGGUCUGGAGAUUCGGCAUAAAUAACAACGUGUACCAUUUUUUUAAUACUUGUAAAUCGACUUUGAAUUCUUAUUAGAUAUAUCGCAUUCAUUCGUAUAACGAAGCAGGAGAUUUUUUUAAAUGUACAUUAUACCUCCGCCCACGCGUUUUAUUAGUCCUGACAAAUGUCUAUAUAAGUUAAUCGCUGUAUUCAAUAAACCACCAAUCGAAA
Molecule: messenger RNA, 3872 nt
Organism: Venturia canescens
Lineage: Eukaryota; Metazoa; Arthropoda; Insecta; Hymenoptera; Ichneumonidae
Gene: Strip
Product: striatin interacting protein
Exons: 11
Coding region: 424-2937 (837 amino acids)
Biological process (GO): cytoskeleton organization
Cellular component (GO): cytosol
Source: RefSeq, a predicted model, not a curated record